GGCGUCACUGAAGUUCUCUGUGAAGCCUGUGAUCUGCUGGGAUGGAAGAAACCAACCAAGAUCCAGAUAGAAGCCAUUCCUGUGGCUCUGGAGGGGCGUGACGUGAUCGGUCUGGCGGAGACGGGCUCAGGGAAGACGGGAGCGUUUGCUCUUCCUAUCCUGCAGUGUCUGCUGGCGUCUGCGCAGAGGCUGCACUCUCUCAUCCUGACUCCCACCAGAGAGCUGGCCUUCCAGAUCGCAGAGCAGUUCGACGCGCUGGGCUCCAGCAUCGGUGUCAAGACCGCUGUGGUCGUAGGGGGGAUCGAUAUGAUGUCUCAGGCUCUGGUUCUGGCUAAGAAGCCUCACGUGGUGAUCGCGACUCCGGGACGUUUGAUCGAUCACCUGGAAAACACCAAAGGAUUCAACCUGCGAGCGCUCAAGUAUCUGGUGAUGGACGAAGCUGACCGCAUUCUCAACAUGGACUUUGAGUCUGAGGUGGAUAAGAUCCUGAAGGUGAUUCCUCGCGACAGACGCACCUUCCUGUUUUCGGCCACCAUGACUAAAAAGGUGCAGAAGCUGCAGCGCGCGGCUCUACAGGAUCCUGUUAAAUGCACCGUUUCCUCCAAAUACGCCACCGUCGACAAGCUGCAGCAGUAUUACAUCUUCAUCCCGUCCAAGUACAAGGACUGUUAUCUGGUCUCUAUCCUGAAUGAACUGGCUGGGAACUCUUUCAUGGUUUUCUGCGGCACGUGUAAUAAUGCCCAGCGGGUGGCGCUCUUGCUCAGAAACCUGGGCAUCACGGCCAUCCCUCUCCACGGACAGAUGAGUCAGAACAAGCGUCUCGGGGCUCUUAACAAGUUCAAGUCCAAGUCUCGCUCGGUCCUGCUGGCCACAGACGUGGCGUCUCGAGGCCUGGACAUCCCACAUGUGGACUGCGUCAUCAACUUCGACAUCCCCACACACUCCAAGGACUACAUCCAUCGUGUGGGCCGCACCGCCAGAGCAGGGAGAUCUGGGAAAUCCAUCACCUUCGUCACGCAGUAUGACGUGGAGCUGUUCCAGCGAAUCGAAGCGCUGAUCGGGAAGAAACUGCCCGCCUUCCCCACACAGGAAGAGGAAGUGAUGAUGCUGCUGGAGCGAGUGAGCGAAGCGCAGAGAUUCGCUCGGAUCGAGAUGAAGGAAAGCUCAGAGAAGAGGAAGCGGCCCAAAGCAGACGAGGAAGAGGCUGACGACGGAGAACAGUCGAGCGGCGUGAGGAAGAAGAUCAAGGGCGGCUCGUUCAGAGGAAGAGCGAAGCGAGGACGCUGAGACUCUGCUGGAGUUUGCUUUAAUACAUCUAAUAAAUCAUGCAUUUUCCACA
Sinocyclocheilus anshuiensis is the source of this 1339-nucleotide messenger RNA. RefSeq names its product DEAD (Asp-Glu-Ala-Asp) box polypeptide 47 (gene ddx47). The transcript has 11 exons. Gene Ontology annotation, cellular component: cytosol. The record is from RefSeq and is a predicted model, not a curated record. The annotation marks the transcript as partial. Lineage: Eukaryota; Metazoa; Chordata; Actinopteri; Cypriniformes; Cyprinidae. Gene Ontology annotation, molecular function: nucleic acid binding; ATP binding; RNA helicase activity.